CUCACAUAUUCCAGAAUUUCCGCACACGCAAUGAUUUCUCUUUUCCUGAUCACUUCUUCCCUUCCCCCAACUCACAUAUUCCAAUUAACAAUAACCAAACAUUUUUUUCUCUUAUUUCAACAAUCUUUGUAACAUAUAGAUGGGUGUUGGAUAGGCGAAUUUCAUUAUUCUCGUGGUGGAGGGACGGCGACGACGACGAAUUUGGCGGCAGUCGCGAUGCUUUCUCCUUGGACACCCUAAAUUGAUGGAAGAUCGACUUCCUCAGAGAGUUAUAGAGCUUGCGUGACCUCUCUCUUUGAUGUCUGAAAUACAUAAAAUUGAUGCUCGCCGUAUGUUUCUUUUCCCCAGUGAGGGUGAUGGUGGUUGACGGAAUUGAAGCUGUCGGUGGCAUGUACGGCGCGACCGUCCGCGUGCUGUUCCCCAGCGAGAGGAGGCUCUGCGAGCAGAUAUUCGAGGGUCUGGGCAACUCCGCCGACGAUGCGUGUUUCAUGGAGACCAUUAAAGGUCCUGCUAUUCAGCUGUUAAAUUUUGCAGAGGCCAUCAGUAUCAGCAGGCGUUCACGGAAAAAAUUGCUGAAGAUACUGGACUUACACGAUGCUCUGUCUGAUUUGUUGCCUGACAUCGAGGCAGUCUUUGAUUCCAAAUCGAGUGAGCGAUUGGAGUACAGUCAGUGGAGCUAUUGUCUAGGUUAGUCGAGGCCAUACGAGGUAUAUUUCGGAAUUUGAGAAUGCCGUGCUUCACGAGCCUUCGAAGGUUCCUGUUCCGAGAGGAAAAAUUCAUCCCUGGACUAGAUAUGUGAUGAAUUACAUUAGUCUGUUCUUGGACUAUAAACAGACCCUGAAUGAAUUGAUUGUGUCCAAACCCUCGGCUGGGUAAAGAUAUUUGAGCGAUCCCAACGUGCAAAUUUGAAAGUCAGACAUCGACAUUGGCCCUUCAUUUGAUGUGGAUUAUUGUUAUUUUGCAGUUCAAUUUGGACGGCAAGUCUAAACACUAUGGAGAUGCUUCCUUGGCUCAUUUGUUUAUGAUGAAUAACGUCCAUUAUAUAGUUCAGAAGAUUAAAGGGUCACCUGAGCUGAGGAAGAUGAUAGGGGACAAUUAUUUGAAAAAUCUAACUUGGAAAUUCCGGGUUUCUGCCACCAACUACCAGCGAGCGGCCUGGGUGAGGGUAUUGUACUGCUUGAUGGAUGAGGCUCUGCACGUGAAAGGAAGCUUUUCCUCUGGUGUGUCAAAAAGUGGUUUAAGAGAGAGAUUCAAGGCUUUCAAGGCCAUGUUUGAGGAGGUACAUAAAACACAGGCGACGUGGCUGAUAACCAAUACUCAGCUUCGUGAGGAGCUGAGGAUUUCCAUAUCGUAGCUGAUCAUCCCAGCCUAUAGAUCAUUUCUGGGGAGGUUCAGAAGUCAUAUCGAGAGUGGGAUGCACCCUGAGAUUACAUCAAGUACUCGGUUGAGGACCUCAAGAACACAGUUUUGGAAUUUUUUUAAGGGUACCUGGUUUCACAGUAUUCGAGGACGAGAUCCGAGUGACUAUGGAAGUUGAGCCUGAAGGUUUGCUAUGAUUUGUACGAUAUCAUUCUUUGAAUUUUUUGUGGAGUUUUGAGGGGUGAGGUUAUCAGUUGUUUAAGGAAUUUAGGCCUGCAGUCCAUACAGAAAGGAAAACGGCAUUAUUGUUCAUCUCAAAGGAUAUCCGAAUGUGGUUGCUUGAAGCCAGACACCGCUUCUAAUUACCGCCUCUCAAAUGCUUCAGCUCUGGAUGCCUUCAUUUUCUAAAUAGUGGCACAAUGGGGCAAUGACUGACAUUUUCGGCAGAUUAGGCGGCGCAGAUUGCAGUGUAACGGAACAACGGUUCAUCUCUCACCACUAUAGCCGUUGCACAGCCAUUUAAAAUAUGUAUUGCGGCCAACCAAAUGACACGAUGAAUUUCCUCUGUCAAGUGAUCGAGUUCUACUGUGAGGAUUCACCAGCAUUGGCGGUGCUUAGUGAAGAUGGAGAUAGUGGGGAGCUACGAAGCCACUCUCAACCCCAAAACAUUAAGUCUGACGACACUGAAGAAGAAGAACAGAUGAAUCAGUCCGACCUACAGCGAGUGAACCUAGCUCGCCUACCUUCCACGCGUUCGAUGCAUACGAACGAAGCCAACGAAUUUCAAACACAAACACGGCGACUUGAAGCUCUAAUCUUUCCGGCGACCACCUCGUGUAACAGAAAGCGAGCCCUCUCUUUCUCUCUCAACCGCACCCCGUCGAGGAGACCCCCCCUAUCGUCGGUGUUCCCGCACCCCGACCUUCACCGAGAGCGGUCCCACCGGCGUUCAAUCAGCGAGCCUGCAGCCACCUUUCGCCUCGCCAAGACAGUACCCGAGCCAUUCGUAUUCCGUCCAUCGCAGCGACUGAGCGGGUUCCGAGAACGAGCUUUAUCCAGCGACGUCGAGCGACCUCAGCGAGGCGAGUUUCGUUCUCCGACUGAAGCACUCCGACCUGCGACGAGACCAACGUCCGAGGAGGCCAGGCCUCCAGCAACUUCGGGCCUCGAUUCCCGUCGGGCCGCGACUGUUCCCGAGCCCCGACUAAUGUCCAGCGAUUUCGAACUCUUGACGACCGAGCUUUGUUUAGCCCCGUCCUCCGACAGCGGCCAAGACCUCUGA
Striga asiatica is the source of this 2641-nucleotide messenger RNA. Lineage: Eukaryota; Viridiplantae; Streptophyta; Magnoliopsida; Lamiales; Orobanchaceae. The record is from the annotation of a GenBank genome assembly.